AUUAGGAUCUCCAUUUUAUAAAUGAGAAAGCUGAGGCCCAGCCAGGUUAUUCAGCUUGCCCAAGGCACAGAAGUAAGAAGCCCUUUACCUCUGCGAUUCGUGUAAGUGUGACUCGAUUUCAGCGAAAGGGAAUUCGCGUGGUCUGAGAAGGAGGCCGGAGUGGACGGGCUGGGGAAGGCACCGUGAUGCCCUCAACCCCGUCCCUGAAGGUGGUCCACGAGCUGCCCGCCUGUACCUUCUGUGUGGGGCCGCUGGAGGAUGCGGUGACCGCUCCCUGUGGACAUACCUUCUGCCGGCUCUGCCUCCCCACGCUGUCCCAGAUGGGGGCCCAGUCCUCGGGCAAGAUCCUGCUCUGCCCGCUCUGCCAAGAGGAGGAGCAGGCAGAGACUCCCAUGGCCCCUGUGCCCCUGGGCCCGCUGGGAGAGACUUACUGCGAGGAGCACGGGGAGAAGAUCUACUUCUUCUGUGAGAACGACGCUGAGUUCCUCUGUGUGUUCUGCAGAGAAGGUCCCACCCACCAGGCGCACACCGUGGGAUUCCUGGACGAAGCCAUUCAGCCCUACCGGGAUCGUCUCAGGAGUCGACUGGAAGCUCUGAGCAUGGAGAGAGAUGAGAUUGAGGAUGUAAAGUGUCGAGAAGACCAGAAGCUUCAAGUGCUGCUGACUCAGAUUGAAAACAAGAAGCAUCAGGUGGAAGCAGCUUUUGAGAGACUGCAGCAGGAGCUGGAGCAACAGCAGUGUCUCCUGCUGGCCAGGCUGCAGGAGCUGGAACAGCAGAUUUGGAAGGAGAGGGAUGAAUAUAUCACAAAGGUCUCUGAGGAAGUUACCCGGCUUGGAGCCCAGGUCAAGGAGCUGGAGGAGAAGUGUCAGCAGCCAGCAAGUGAGCUUCUACAAGACGUCAGAGUCAACCAGAGCAGGUGUGAGAUGAAGACUUUUGUGAGUCCUGAGGCCAUCUCUCCUGACCUCGUCAAGAAGAUCCGUGAUUUCCACAGGAAAAUACUCACCCUCCCAGAGAUGAUGAGGAUGUUCUCAGAAAACUUGGCGCAUCAUCUGGAAAUAGAUUCAGGGGUCAUCACUCUGGACCCUCAGACCGCCAGCCGGAGCCUGGUUCUCUCGGAAGACAGGAAGUCAGUGAGGUACACCCGGCAGAAGAAGAACCUGCCAGACAGCCCCCUGCGCUUCCACGGCCUCCCGGCGGUGCUGGGCUUCCCGGGUUUCUCCUCGGGGCGCCACCGCUGGCAGGUUGACCUGCAGCUCGGUGACGGCGGCGGCUGCACGGUGGGGGUGGCCGGGGAGGGGGUGAGGAGGAAGGGGGAGAUGGGCCUUAGCGCCGAGGACGGCGUCUGGGCCGUGAUCAUCUCGCACCAGCAGUGCUGGGCCAGCACCUCCCCGGGCACCGACCUGCAGCUGAGCGAGAUCCCGCGCUACGUGGGCGUCACCCUGGACUACGAGGCCGGACGGGUGACCCUCCUCAACGCCCAGACCCAGGAGCCCAUCUUCACCUUCGCUGCCUCUUUCUCCGGCAAAGUCUUUCCUUUCUUUGCCGUCUGGAAAAAGGGUUCCUGCCUUACCCUGAAAGGCUGAAGUGGGGCGCGCGAAGGGCGGCGAAGCGGAGACAGCGGCUCCCUGGGAUCCAGCUCCGCCCCUGGCCAGCGCGCCGCCCGCGUGAGGCGAAAGGACAGGGGACUUGAAUCUCGAACAGCGGUUGUUUAUACUUUAUUUAUCUUAGGCCCUCAGCUCCCUGACGUCCGGAGCCUCUCCGGGACGCUCCGGCCUUCUCUGCACUCGGAGUGCAGAACCACAGGCGGGUUCAGCUGUGCCUAGGGCAACAGCCAACCUAGGAGCCAGAGGGCUUUCGGGGAAAAAACAGAGAAAGAGAUCUAAAAUAAAAUGUUUAAACUGUUUCAAAAUAAUCAUCGUGGGAAA
Piliocolobus tephrosceles (Ugandan red Colobus) is the source of this 1925-nucleotide messenger RNA. It is a transcript of the gene TRIM15, whose product is annotated as tripartite motif containing 15. The transcript is spliced from 8 exons. Gene Ontology annotation, molecular function: zinc ion binding; protein binding. NCBI's taxonomy places the organism in Eukaryota, Metazoa, Chordata, Mammalia, Primates, Cercopithecidae. The record is from RefSeq and is a predicted model, not a curated record. The coding region runs from base 186 to 1583 and encodes 465 amino acids.